GCCGCCGCCCCCCGCGCGGGGAGACGGGGGGAGUGCGGGGGGCGCGGCGGGAGCGCGGCAGCGGGAGCGCGGCUAGGGAGGAGUGGAGAGGAGCGGAACGAGCCGGCGGCAUCCCCGGGUCCGGUGAGCCCGGCGGGUGGCGAGGUGCGGGAUGCGGCGGAGCGCGGCGGCGUGCUGGGCGCUGGUGCUGCUGGCCGCCACCUUCUGCGACACGGUGGCCGGCAAGGGUGGGCGCGGCGGAGCCCGCGGCGCGGCCCGCGGAGCGGCGCGGGGGGCGGCCCGCAGCCGGCCGAGGGCGGCCGUGCCCCGGUACGGCUCUGCCGGGGCGGCCCUGCGCGUGGCGGGGGCGGCGGCGGCGGGAGCGGCGGCCGGCGUGGCGGCGGGGGCGGCCCUGCGCCGGGCCCGGCUGUCCGGAGAGCUGCAAGCGGGAGACGGCGUUGAAUACCGCGACGGCAACUGGACGGCGGCCGCCAGCGCCUGGACCUCCGCCGCGCCGGCCGGGACCCCGCCGAGCCGGGCGCUGCCAUGGCUCUGCCCGCUGGCCGCCCUCCUCCGCCGCUGAUGGAUUUCGGAGGACCUGACUGUGCCCGGUGCACUCACGACGCCGCGAGGACCGGCCGCCCCCACACGGGGCUGAGCCCCAUGCCCCGGGCGAGCAGCGGCUCCCGGGGCUAUGGUCACCCACCGCCGGCGGGGCAGGACCCCCGCGGAAGACCCUCCACCACCACCCCUCCACACCGAGCCAAACCCCGCCGGCUCGGGCUCCCCUCCGCACCGCGCCCCCGUCCGUGGGACCGUGGCCUCGCCGUGUCCGGAGGCCGAGGAGGCGGCAAUAAAACUGGGUAAAAGCA
Molecule: messenger RNA, 851 nt
Organism: Taeniopygia guttata (zebra finch)
Lineage: Eukaryota; Metazoa; Chordata; Aves; Passeriformes; Estrildidae
Gene: SPRN
Product: shadow of prion protein
Biological process (GO): protein import into nucleus
Cellular component (GO): membrane; nucleus
Molecular function (GO): nucleic acid binding
Source: RefSeq, a predicted model, not a curated record